CAGUAUCGAUCCUUCGUGUCGUAGAUAACAUGCACAACAUUUGAUACCUUAAGCCUUAUUCCUUCCUUUCUCCGAUCAAAAAACCCCUCCAAAAACUCUCUCCCAUUCGCUACAUAAUCAUCAACAAUCACUCGAUCGCCCGCCUCGUCGGCCCAGCCUUUUAGUUUUUUGAUCGCUACUCUCUCGAGCUCAGACGACAAAAGGAGAAAGAACAGGAAAAAAAAAAAAAGAGGAGAAAAUGUCGAGCCCUCACCGGGUACCGAUUUACUCUGCCAACCCGCCGGAGAAGCUGGUGAAGCGCCACCACACCACGCGGUACUACGUGCACCGUGUCCAGGAGAGCCUCACCACCCGGAUCUCCAAGCUCGUGUGCUCCAUUUUCCUGAGCCUCCUCCUCAUCUUGGGCAUCAUCACGUUCAUCCUGUGGCUGAGCCUCCGCCCGCACAGGCCCCGGGUCCACAUCCACAACUUCUCGGUCCCGGGCCUGAGCCAGGAGAAUGGGUUCGAGAACGCACAGAUAUCGUUCAACGUCACACUCCGGAACGCGAACGAGCACAUCGGGAUGUACUACGACGCCAUGGACGGGUCGGUUUUUUACCGGGAUCAAAAGAUCGGGUCAAAGUUAUUGUUGGCUUCGUUGUAUCAGCAGCCCAAGACCACGACGAUCAUUACCGACGUGUUGAGCGGGGCCACGUUGACCGUAACCAGUCAGCGCUGGAUGGAGUUCUUGAACGAUCGUGCGGCGGGGAGCGUGACGUUCCGGCUGGACCUGGCGUCGACCAUCCGAUUCAAGGUGUCGACGUGGACGAGCAAGCGCCAUCGGAUGCACGCCAGCUGUCCGGUCUCUGUGGGUGCGGAUGGGUCCAUCUUGCCUCUUUCCAAGGAUAAGAGAUGUCCAGUUUAUUUUACUUGAUUGGCUUCUUGUCAGCCUUUUUCCAAGUGAGGAUUGGAUUUCCUGCCUCAUAAGAUAAUUCAUUUGUAACUUCAUGAUUGAGUUUUUCAUGAUUUAAGAAGUACAUGUUCAAUUUGGUGUAUUAUUUCUUUUGCUGAAUGUGUGAAAGAAUUUGUCUUGCAUAUAUUGAACAUGACACUAUUAUUG
Molecule: messenger RNA, 1099 nt
Organism: Rhodamnia argentea
Lineage: Eukaryota; Viridiplantae; Streptophyta; Magnoliopsida; Myrtales; Myrtaceae
Product: NDR1/HIN1-like protein 26
Exons: 1
Coding region: 239-913 (224 amino acids)
Biological process (GO): defense response to other organism
Source: RefSeq, a predicted model, not a curated record